CCUUAGUUAGGCAAAAAUAAGCAGCUUAUAACGAACCAACUGUAACAAUUUAAUAAAAGAAAGCUUUCUUUUAAAUUUAUUAUUAUGUUUAACUAGUUGAUUCCCACAUUAUCUCUUAGUUUUGUAAUUGUUACCAUAAUUAUCAUCCUUUAAAUUGCAUAUUCUUGAUUCUAUGGCUGAAUGGGAUUUGACACCAAAAAUUGGUGCUUACCUAGAUAGGCACUUGGUGUUUCCUUUGCUGGAAUUUCUAUCAGUUAAACAGGUAUAUGAUGAAAGAGAAUUACUUCUUGGAAAACUUGAAAUGGUGAAAAAUACUCGAAUGAUUGAUUAUGCCAUUGACAUUUAUAGAUUGGUAUAUCCUGAUGCUCCUAUUCCAGAAGAACUACUUGAUAAGCGUGCAAAAGUUGUUAGUGAAUUGAAAUUAUAUCAAGAAGAAACAAAUCAUAUAAGAAAUCUCUUUGCUGAACAAACAGUUGCUAAACAAAUUGAAAACACCAGAGAUGGCCGUACUCUUCUGGAUUUUCUAGUCAAGAACUAUGAUUUCAAUAUUGAAUGGAUGGAUUCUGUGUAUAUAUUUGCGAAAAGUCAAUACGAAUGUGGUAAUUACUUAGCUGCGACACAAUAUUUGUACCUGUAUCGUUUACUUGUGCCAUCAACUGAUAAAAAUUAUCUAAAUGGUAUGUGGGGAAAACUUGCCGCUGAAAUUUUAAUGCAAAACUGGGAUGCUGCUUUAGAUGAUUUCAAUCGUUUGAAAGAAUUUAUUGACAGUAAUCCUUUUGGUUCAGCACUCAUUACUUUGCAACAAAGAACUUGGCUGAUACAUUGGAGUCUUUUUGUAUUUUUUAAUCAUGCCAAAGGACAAGAUCUAAUUAUUGAUACAUUUCUCUUUCAACAACAAUAUUUAAAUGCUAUUCAGACCAUUUGCCCUCAUAUCUUGAGGUAUCUCACUACAGCUGUAAUUACAAACAAACAAAGACCAUCUGUUAUGAAAGAAUUAGUAAAAGUUAUUCAACAGGAGUCUUACCAGUAUCGGGACCCCAUCACCGAAUUUGUAGAAUGCCUGUAUGUGAAUUUUGAUUUUGAUGGUGCUCAAAAAAAAUUGAGGGAAUGUGAACAAGUAUUGGCCAAUGAUUUUUUCCUCGUGUCUUGCUUAGAUGCUUUUAUCCAAAAUGCAAGACUGGUUAUAUUUGAAACAUUUUGUUGUAUUCAUCAGUGUUUAUCCAUCAAAAUGCUGGCAGAGAAACUGAACAUGACACCUGAAGAUGCAGAGAAAUGGAUUGUUAAUUUAAUCAGAAAUGCCCGAUUAGAUGCCAAAAUAGAUUCUCAGUUGGGUCAUGUUGUAAUGGGUACAAAAAAACUCUCACCUUAUCAACAACUGAUUGAAAAGACUAAAGUAUUAUCUAUACGAGCUCAGUUAUUGGCCUCUAAUGUUGAAAAGAAAGCACCAGUAAGUCAUGCAGAAAGAGUACCUUAUUGGGCAGGACAAGAUUUUUAAGACUAAAAUAUUACAAGUACAUAUCAUUGUUUUUAUGUCCUCUUAUCAUGCAUCUAUAUUUAUUAGCAUGUGACAUAUUUUUAUUAUAUUCUGUUAUGUAGAUUUUAACUUCAAUUCUGUUGAUUAAAUGUGUGAAUAUUUUACUAUAAUGUUAAGUUUUAACAAAAAAAAAUUGUAUAUUGUUUAUAAGUGCAAUACUCAGAAUAAAAACAAAACAACUUAAUAACUUUUCAUUCUACAUGUCAUAUUUUAAGAUACAAUCUUGAUAGUUUGAUAAAUUGGCUUCGAAUUUGUUAAUGUAGGCAAUAUUUUAAUUUACAAAAUCAGACCUUAAAACAUAUUUUAUCUAAAUAAACAUACCUUUUUUUUUACAAUCAGAGAAAAUUACAUUAAUCAAAUUGGUAAAGCAUUACAUGAAAUUAUUUUUGUGAAAAAGGUUUUAUAAUUAUGUGCAAAAAUGUUUUUAGUUCAAAAGAUAUGAUAAAACACACAAAAAGUGUAACCAACAAUAAAUUUCCCUAACUUUUGGCUGUUCUUCUGAUUUAUUUAACUAUGGAGAUCAUAUUUUCCAGAUAGCAACUAACCCCCCCCCCCCUUAUUUUGAGGUUCAAAAAUUCAAAUACAUUUUAAAAAGUGUUAGUUUAUUUAAAGAAAGAUCGAUAUUUUUGUCUGAUUUCAUGACUUGAAACAUCAUCUGCACAAAUUAAUCAUAUUUAAAUUUAGCUCUUUAAACUAUUUUUAUGUUGCAUCUUAAUAUGUGUACAGGUUAUAAAGUUGUUCCGCUUUUUUUAUUUCCUCCAUUAUAUCUUAAUCGUAAAUCUUAACAAAUCUGUUGUAUACAGUUAUUUGAAUAGUGGCUUUAAAUUAGUAGCUAUUGUUAUUACUUAUUUAUUCAUACUAUUUAUUUGUACAUGUUUAUGUAAUAUUAAUAAAUUCAGUUUUAUUCAAAAUAAAUAAAGCAUCUUUAAGAAUAUGUAUGUGUAUAUUGCUGCAAUAUUUUAAGGGAAGCGUUUUAACAUAACUUGUUAACUAUAACAUAGGUUUAUAAAUUGUACAAAUA
This is a messenger RNA of Parasteatoda tepidariorum (common house spider), 2555 nucleotides long. It is a transcript of the gene eIF3e, whose product is annotated as eukaryotic translation initiation factor 3 subunit e. NCBI's taxonomy places the organism in Eukaryota, Metazoa, Arthropoda, Arachnida, Araneae, Theridiidae. Gene Ontology annotation, cellular component: eukaryotic translation initiation factor 3 complex; cytoplasm. Gene Ontology annotation, molecular function: translation initiation factor activity. The record is from RefSeq and is a predicted model, not a curated record.